Molecule: messenger RNA, 2047 nt
Organism: Lotus japonicus
Lineage: Eukaryota; Viridiplantae; Streptophyta; Magnoliopsida; Fabales; Fabaceae
Product: phospho-2-dehydro-3-deoxyheptonate aldolase 1, chloroplastic-like
Exons: 5
Coding region: 196-1815 (539 amino acids)
Biological process (GO): aromatic amino acid biosynthetic process
Molecular function (GO): 3-deoxy-7-phosphoheptulonate synthase activity
Source: RefSeq, a predicted model, not a curated record
CCACCACCACAACAAGCCCUUGACGCAGCCCUUUUUUUUCUCUAUAAAACCCUCACCAAACUCAUCUCCAUUUUUCAGGCCACACCAAUUUUUCUCACACAAAGAAAGAAAAAAGUGACCUGAAAAUUUUCUCAUUUCACAUUUCUCAAUUCUCAUAUCUCAUCACAACAAAGCAAAGCAAACACAUUUUCCACUAUGGCUAUCUCUUCCACUGCCACAUCCCUCAAAUCAUUAACCCCUCAAACCCACUCCCUCAUUCCCUCUUCCACCAAACUCAACCAAUCUCCAUUCUCCAGGCCCAAGCCCAAACCCGGGCCCAAUUCCUCCAUCUUCGCCGUCCACGCCGCCGAGCCUGCAAAAAACCCCGUCGUCUCCACCGACAAGCCGCAGAUUCCACCGCAACCCACCGCCUCCACCGCCGUCCGAAAUGCCGGGACCGGUAAAUGGACCGUUGAGAGCUGGAAAUCGAAGAAGGCUUUGCAGCUACCUGAGUACCCGAGCCAGGAGGAGCUUGACGCCGUGCUCCAAACCCUCGACGCGUUCCCGCCGAUCGUGUUCGCCGGAGAAGCCCGGACGCUUGAGGAUCAUCUCGCACAGGCCGCCAUGGGAAACGCUUUCCUCCUUCAGGGUGGUGACUGCGCUGAGAGCUUCAAGGAGUUCAAUGCCAACAACAUUCGUGACACGUUCCGUAUCAUUCUUCAGAUGAGUGUUGUCAUGAUGUUCGGUGGCCAAAUGCCUGUCAUCAAGGUUGGAAGAAUGGCGGGUCAAUUUGCGAAGCCGAGAUCGGAUUCGUUUGAGGAGAAGAAUGGUGUGAAGCUUCCGAGUUACAGGGGAGAUAACAUCAAUGGGGAUACGUUUGAUCUGAAGUCAAGGACUCCGGAUCCACAGAGGAUGAUCAGGGCUUAUUGCCAAGCUGCGGCGACGCUCAAUCUUCUCAGAGCUUUUGCCACUGGAGGGUAUGCUGCUAUGCAGAGGGUUACUCAAUGGAAUCUGGACUUCACUCAGCAGAGUGAGCAGGGAGAUAGGUACCGAGAGCUUGCUAACCGAGUUGAUGAGGCCCUUGGGUUCAUGGCUGCUGCUGGGCUCACAGUGGACCAUCCCAUAAUGAAAACAACUGAUUUCUGGACAUCUCAUGAAUGCUUGUUAUUGCCAUAUGAACAAUCCCUUACUAGGUUGGAUUCAACAUCUGGUCUCUACUAUGAUUGUUCAGCCCACAUGAUUUGGGUUGGGGAGCGAACCAGGCAGCUGGAUGGUGCCCAUGUUGAGUUUCUUAGAGGAGUUGCUAAUCCCUUGGGAAUUAAGGUAAGUGACAAGAUGGAUCCAAAUGAGCUUGUCAAACUCAUUGAGAUCUUGAAUCCCCAAAACAAAGCAGGGAGAAUAACAAUAAUCACGAGGAUGGGAGCUGAGAACAUGAGAGUGAAGCUUCCACAUUUGAUUAGGGCAGUGCGCAGAGCAGGACAAAUUGUCACAUGGGUCAGCGAUCCUAUGCACGGAAAUACCAUUAAGGCUCCAUGUGGUCUCAAAACUCGUCCCUUCGAUGCCAUCAGGGCUGAAGUGCGAGCAUUCUUUGAUGUGCAUGAACAAGAAGGAAGCCACCCGGGUGGAGUUCAUCUAGAGAUGACGGGUCAGAACGUGACUGAGUGCAUUGGUGGGUCGAGAACAGUCACCUUCGAUGACCUGAGCUCACGUUACCACACACACUGCGACCCAAGGCUCAAUGCUUCUCAAUCUCUUGAGCUUGCUUUCAUCAUCGCUGAACGGCUAAGAAAGACUAGGAUCAAGACACAGCAACCUCUUGCCCCUUUAGGACUGUGAAAAGGGCUUUGAAAUGAACCCCAACAAAAUACCUUUGUUUUUUUUGCUCUAUAUUUAUCGAUGGCUACUACUUUGUUGUUGUUACACAUGGAUGUGGACUUGGUCCUCGGUUACUUAGUUAGCUAUGUUGUGCACUGUGUUUGUAUGUGUAUACUGCCUUGUAAUGCUUUGAGCUUGGAAGGACAUGAGUCAAUUAUUAAUAAAGGAAGCGAAAAAGUUUCGAUUGCAUUGA